AUGUUACUUAAAACUGAAACCACCGAGCCCACCUUUCUCUUCACCUCCGAGUCUGUCGGCGAAGGCCAUCCCGAUAAAGUCUGUGAUCAAAUAGCAGACGCCAUCCUCGAUGCUUGUUUGACACAAGAUCCUCUCUCCAAAGUCGCCAUCGAAGCCGCCGCUCGACCCGGCCUGAUCUUUGUGUUUGGUGUCCUGGACACACAAGCUAAGGUUGACGUUGAUGCCAUUGCCCGCGCGGUCCUCAAGGAUAUUGGAUAUGACUCCGCCUACCAGGAACUCGACUACAAGACCUGCAAGGUAAUGGACCAUAUCGAGCGACGAACUACCCCGGAAGCUGCUGCACCAUUGGUCUUUCUCAGCACUUCCGAUACGGAAGCAGCUGGUGACCAGGGCAUUAUUUUCGGUUAUGCCUCGAAUGAAACCCCACAAUCACUGCCCUUGACUAUUGAAUUGUCGCACCGUAUUACGCGACAAAUGAAAACUGCCCGACUGGAUGGAACUCUUCCCUGGUUGCUACCAGACACCAAGACACAAGUCACCAUCGAAUACGCCAGACGCAAGAAUGGCGAGACGGUCCCGUUGCGGGUGCAUACUAUUGUGCUCACGGCGCAGCAUACACCGGAUGUGACAGUCGAGGAGUUGCGCCGGGAAGUUUUCGAAAAGGUUAUCUGCAAGGCCGUUCCCGCACAGUACCUGGAUGACCAAACGGUUUACUAUAUCCAACCAACUGGAGACUUGGGUGUGACUCCAUCAGGAAAAUUUGCUGGCGUCACCGGUCGAAAGAUCGUCGUUGACACAUACGGUGGAUGGGGUGCCCAUGGUGGCGGUGCCUUUUCUGGCAAAGAUUACCGCCAGGUUGAUCGUUCCGCUGCAUACAUGGCACGAUGGAUUGCGAAAUCGAUCAUCCAUGCCGGUCUCGCACAGCGGUGUCUUAUCCAGCUGUCAUACUCCAUCGGCGUUGCCGAGCCAUUGAGUAUCUUCGUCGAUACCUAUGGAACGGGCAAAAUGACUGAUUUGCAAUUGGAAAAAGUCGUGUUUGAGAAUUUUGACAUGCGACCUGCCUUCAUUGCGAAAAAAUUGGGAUUGACGAAACCGAUCUACUACCAGACGUCAAAGAAUGGGCACUUUACCAACUCACUGUUCCCAUGGGAGAAGCCCAAGGAUCUGAUUCUGUAG
Messenger RNA from Penicillium expansum, 1176 nucleotides. Its product is annotated as methionine adenosyltransferase. NCBI's taxonomy places the organism in Eukaryota, Fungi, Ascomycota, Eurotiomycetes, Eurotiales, Aspergillaceae. Gene Ontology annotation, cellular component: cytosol. Gene Ontology annotation, biological process: S-adenosylmethionine biosynthetic process. Gene Ontology annotation, molecular function: ATP binding; methionine adenosyltransferase activity. The coding region runs from base 1 to 1176 and encodes 391 amino acids. The record is from RefSeq and is a predicted model, not a curated record. The transcript has 4 exons.